GUGGGUAGGUGGAGGAAAGGGACAGCCGUCGUGCGAUCUUUGAGUGCGGGAAAUUACAAUAUCAGACAUAUCGUGCGAACAAGGCUUGUGUGUCCAGAUUUCCAGUCCACGAGUCCAUGAUUAUCAUAUUGUGUUUUAUAUCGUAGCGUGUCCUUGAAGCUUUCCUUCCUUGUUUUGACAUUAGGUGAAGAACCACUUGGAAAGCUGCGAAGCGGAUCUUGAGAAAGGCGGUCUGGCCGACGAUCUGAACGGCGCCAAGCAAAUGCUUAGUUCGUUCCAAGAACAACUGAAGGCCAUCGAUACGCUUUCUUUACGGACGUUCUGUAAGGGCGAGGAACUUAUUGACUUAUUAAGACACUCGGACGUCGAGUUACGCGUGCGAAAUCCGAGCACUCCUGAGACUAUAGACGCUCAUCAUCACAUCCAAAACUUACUCGAGUUUUUACACAGUCAGAGGAGUUCAUUUCUGGAAUUUGCCGAGACUCGGAGACGAAAACUGGAACACAGGCUGGCGUUGAAGCAGUUGGAAGCCGACACGAAACAGGUACGUAUAUCUUUAAAUAUUUGUGUUGAAUCUUUUUCGGUCCCGACCUUUUAAGGUCGCGGAUAUUGUUACGUAAACUAACUUUGUUUAUAUACUGGAAAGCUUUAUCAGUUCUGCUUUAACAUUUAUCCCAAAUAAAGGGGCUCCAUUACUGGUUAAUUGUAGGCAUAGCAGAAAACUUGAACUAGACCAAUGUGUACUAGAUAGCUCCAUCAGUUCUAAACCGUUCUUCUUAGAGAUCGGCUAUGAGGUCCAUGUGUUUGAAUGACAAUAUUACCCGACCACAUGCUUCGGCAAUAAGCUUCACUAAGCACUAGUGAAGUACUCUUGUCUUUUUUUAAUAAAAUUGAGAGACUGCGAUUGAGUUUAUUCGGUCUUUCAACAUUUCUGUAUCCGUAUAACACUAACCCAAACAUCCCUGUAUGCCGGUGAAAAUCUGCUUCUGUCAGCUACCUAUUUAAAUAUAUUUAUUAAUUAAGUGCUUUUUGCUCGAUGAUCUUGUUAUAGCUGAACUCAACUUGAACAAGAGGGCUGUUUUGAUAGCUAUUUCGACCAUAUUAGUGUUUGUACAUUUGACGUCACAUAAAGUAAAGAUUGCCAAAUUAGUUGUUUAAAUUAUAACAAAAGUUGAUAACAGUCUCAUUGUUCUCUUGAAGUUGAUAAUUGGGGAAUAUUUUGAAACCAAUUUCAUGCGCAAGAGUUGCACUAACUAGUAUUAUUGGCAAACAAACGUGUCAUUAGGCCAUCGUUAGGAAAGGAUUAUCUCUUCAAAUGGAACAAAAACUCUUCAGAGAAGACGUUAACCGGAACGUUAAUGACGCUAUAUUCGCUAGCUUUUCCCUUUGAAUGAAUCAUCACUGGAACUCGUUGAGAAGUCUUGCAUCUCAUUAGCCUGAAUUUCAAAACAUUUUGAUUGGAUAAAAUAUUCGUUGACUGUAGAAUUAUAAAGGAUACUCUGGACUUCUGGGAAGAACAUAGAGCUAUCCAGUAUACAAGUUAAGUUAUUUUAGCCGUGGAUUAGAUCACUCAUUACCUUCUAACUUUGUAAGGUUAGCAUGUGUUAUAAUGAAAUAUCGUUAUUGAUAUUGUGAUCCUCGAUAUUUGAGCAAAUUCUUUUGUUAGAGUUCAUUAAAGAUGCAAUAUCGCCACAAUGAUAAAUGGUUUAAGUUACGAAAUUUUUAGGGAAUGAAUGCACAUUUCCUUGUAUAGAAACUAGAUAUCUGAGAUCAUUUUCUCUCGGUGCAUAUUUCUAUGUCUUAUAUUUGAAAUUCCUAAAAUAGAUUAAACAUGACCUUUACCUUAAAUAUGUGUACUGUCUGGUUGGCACGCGCUUCGUGCGGGCAAUACUAGUGCUUGUUUUGUUUAGUUCAAGUCAGAAUAAGAGAAAUAGUUUUAAUUUUAUGUGAAAAGUUUCAGAAAAGUUGGUAAAACGGCUGAUUGGAAUGUAAAAAUUUACGAUAGAGUUUCUCGUGUCGGGGUGACCUUAUAAUCUCCCUAGUACCGUGGUAACAAAUUGUUUUGAUAAACAGCUAAGUGAUGGCAUUUAUUACAAAUCAACAGAAUUCGCCAUAUUCUUUGCAUGUGGCCAGCUUGUGCGAUUUGAUUGUAUUUUCGGUUACGUACAGUACAGGUGUAUGAAUGUAUGUGCAGUUAACCAAAUGAUAAGUUCCAGGAGAAGAAUUUACAUCCGUGUAAUUUGAUCCUGAUCAUAUAAAAAGUUCAACCUCGUAUACGUUCAUUUCGUAGUGCACAAUUUAAUGUGAAGAGUUAUUUGUCAAUUGUGAACGCUAAUGUCGAGGGGCAAUAUUUAUGAUGUGGUAAUUAUUUUUCAUUUUGGAAAUAUUUUGGAACUAAGAUUUUAUGUUGCAUUUUAUGUUAGGUUUAUUUAAGGUAUUAAUAAGUCACUUACAAAAUUGACGAGAUUCACUCUGAAUUUAUAGAUAUAAAAUUAGUCAUUGUUUCGUUUUGAAAUCCUCUGAAGUUUUAACGUAAUGCAUAAUAGCCAAUGUAUAUAUUUUAAUGGUUUGAUCUUCCCCAUUCAAUUAUGUAAAUAAAGGUUAAAUUUGUGUAAGUUAAUAACAUUAGGCAAUACCAGUCUGAACUGUUUACACCCUGAAGCUUCUUAGGGCAGAUUUCCUUAUAUAGUAGACCAGUUAUUUUGAUAGUUUGUUAAUCUUAAAUGUUGUUUACCUUACAAAAUGUUUAGUGCUGUUUUUAAUAACACACAGUAUCAAAGUGCUGUUUAAAAACACGCAAUAUCUCUGGAAUUUCACAACAGAGAAAUCUGGUUAGUAACUUGGUUUAGCGAUUGGCAGGACCGCAAACACAACAGAUAUGGUGGUCAACCUCGAUGCUUAUUCGUCAACUUCGACACUUACUUCAGCUUGCAAGUUGAUGUACAUCUCGCAAUUUUAAACCAAAUACCAGACUGUCACGUAGAAUGAAAAAGAUUAACGUUAAUUCGAAAGCUUCGACACGGAUGCAACUACCAGAAAAAUACAAGGAGAACUUUGACGUUUCGAGCGAAGGCGCUUCUUUGGGUCCCUCGAACGAAGUGUCCUCGACGAAGUGCCCUCGCUCGAAACAUCGAAGUUCCCCUUGUAUUUUUGAGGUAAUUGUAUCCCCAUCAAUCCAGAGCUUUCUCAUUAUUGUCACUACUUAAACUGGCCCAGACUGUUAACGGUUAAUUCGUAGUCUGACAACAGGCAGUUGACUACCAUCUGCUGUGCGUUAGCGCUUAAUGGUGAAACCUACCAAUUCUGUUCGAACUGUUUAUUUACUGAGAUAAGGUCUAAUGUGUUUAUGCUUUGUUUAGGCCAUUGGAUGUAUUCGGAAUGGCGAAAAUAUGUUGCUAUCUAAUAUCAUUCCUGGAUACUCACUGGCUGAGGCUAAGGACAGUUUAGUGGAAUAUGAACAGUUUAAGACAGCAAUGGAGGCAAGUAAUUUACUCGUGGUGUUUGGUAUUGUGUUGUGUUGUGUUGUGUUGUGUUGUGAUGUGUUGUGUUCUGUAUGGUAUGGUAUGGGUGUAUGGUAUGGGGUAUAUGGUAUGGUGUAUGGUAUGAUAUGGUGGUAUGAUGUGGUAUGGUGUGGUGUGAUAUUGUGUGGUUUAAAUUGGUAUGGUUUGGUAUAGCAUAGUGUGGUAUAUAUAAUAUGCUAUGGUUUAUGCUAUGGUAUAUGAUAAUAUGAUACCAUAUUAUGGUAAUAUUGUAUGAUACCAUAUUAUGGUAAUAUUGCACUUCAGCGUAUAAGAGGGGAAAACCUCUUCUCAAUGUUUCACCAAAGGCCCUUCGUUAAGAGAGUUGGAAAAAAAACACGCUGCUUUUAAAAAUAUCAAUAUCGAUUAUGGAUUUUACGUGCGAAUUUCUUCUUCUGAUUGAUGGAAACGAGUGGAUGAGCUAUGAAUGUUUAGAAGAGGUACACAUCAGUGGUACAUAUACUCAGAACAUUCAUAACUCAUCUACUCAUUCACAUCCGUCGGAAGACGAAAUCGCACUAGAAAUCGCUAAGUGUAUACGAGCCUCACAAAAUCAAUUUAAAAAUUUUUCAAUUCUAUUCUUAUUUAGAAAACCAGCCAACGUGUGGCGUCGAUACGCAGUCGAGCAGACGAACUAGUGAAGGAGGACCAUCCCAAACCUGAGCAAGUCAUGAAAUGUUCCGAUCUCGUUUAUACAAGAUGGCAGCAACUCAUGAGGAAAGCCAAGGAAAAGCAACAAGUUGUCAUGGCCUCUUAUAACUUCUUCAAGACUUCAGAACAGGUAUGGAGAUUUUCUACUAAAGUCGUUUUUUUCCACAUUAUCGAAGGUUUUAUACACGCCUGUACGCCGGUCCACCUUUUGGGCAACAAAAUAUUAGACACAAUUCAAAAUUUCACCAAACUCUGUAAAGAAUCGCUCUUCCACCUUGGCUGCAUUCUGUGAUCGGACAUUUGUCGUUUGCACUCUGGUACAGAGCUUUCAAUAACGAUCUCGGUUUUUUCGACCAAGUGCUAAAUUGGUCAGACGAUUCAUCCGAACAAAACAUAUAGCAAUAAUUUCUCUUGAAUGAGUGGGUAAACCAAAGACUGUGCCUUAUCAUCCAUCAAAGAAUACAGGGUUGUCAAAUUUAAAGCAUUUUCACGUUUCAUCCUUCGCUAUUCGCGUUUCAGCACUUAGCUCAAAAUCCAAUGUCCAAUGCAUGCCAGUGUCCAGAGUCUUCAUCAGCCUGUGGACUUAAAUUGGUAAAUCUUUAAUUUGAUUUUUACGGUGAGGUAAUCUCGCAGCCAACUUCGGAAUUAAUUAAGUAUCACAGCGCUCCCACGCGUGUAUUCGCCAUCGUGUGUAUCACGCGUGGGUUCCACGACAAUUGCGUGGAUUCCACGACAAUUGCGUGUGUACCACGAGACUUACGUAUGUACCACUGAUCUCAAAGUUUCACAUGUUAGAUAUGUUAUGUGUUCUUUGACCUCCCAUAUAUACUCUCUUAAUUUCAAACACAUUUCGUUACGACUUCCAUCUUAGAGUCCACGCUCUCCUUGUGAGGCGGCCGAUUUAUUACAAGUCCAUGGAGACUAGAUAGCUUGGCGUCUCUUGUGGUUUUCCUGAUGUCGGAAUAAAGCUUCAUUAACAGCUCGUGUUCUAACUUUAGAUCUUAUGCUCUUUUAAUUUAAUUCACUUCUCUUGAGUAACCGGAUAAUUUUCCCCUGUGGUUUUCCUGACGACGGGAUAAACGUUCAUUAACAAUACGACUAACGUUCUUCUUUUGAUAAUAUAAAUUGAUAGUUUUAAGACUUGUGCUUUCCUAAUUUCAAUCAGUCGUCUCAUAGGUGACCGCAUGAUUCACAUUUUCCUGGCUACGAGACAAAGUUUCAUGAGUUACGACUAGCUUUCCUCCAGACGACAUGUUCCUAGCGUAGUUUUUGUGACUUCGGGAUAAAUUUUUCAUUCACCGCCUGGUUUAUCUUUGGUAUCCCGUAGGCAAAGGUUCAAUCCUCCUUACCUUAUAAAUAUAUCUUUGGAACUCAUACUUCUUAAAGGCUGGUUUAUACUAUCAAAGUUUCUGUGAUCACAGUAAGAAUUUUGCAAAGGUAAAUUCUAAGUUUGGAUUGGUAAGAAAUGUUAGAGGGAACUGUCUUAGUGUUAAACAUUUCAUACGACUCCUUCAAAACUUAGAAUUUACCUAUGCAAAAAAUUUUAUACUGUAAUCACAGAAACUUUAACAAUGUGAACCAACCAACCUUAAAAUUUGCAAUUCUACAACGUUAUGGAGACCCAUGCCCUCUAAAUUUUAACUACUUUUCUUGCUUGACCAGCUAAUUAAGUUAUCGUCUUGUCUCAUUUUCCUGUCUUCCAUGCCAGAUCUGGUUUUAGGUUCACAGUUAAACUUUAGAGCUUAUGCUCUCGCAAUGUAAACCACGUCUCCCAGGUGACCGGAUAAUUUGUCUCUUCUGGUUUUCCUGAUUUCUGGAGAGAAAUUUUCAUAAACUGAUUUCGGGUUAUAUGUCUUCCUUGGUGGUUGAAAUUCUAACCCGGCUGCCUUCUAGGUGAACUUUCUGUUUUUGGUUCAUAGACAUAAUUAUAACUUUUGAAAUCCUGUCCUUUUUAUUUUAUCCUCUAUUCUUGAGUGGCCCGAUACUUUGUCUCUUGGGACUUCGGAAUACAUUUUCAUUCACAAUCGAUGACAUAAUGUACUACUUUUAAAAUCAUAUCAUAAUUCAUAAUUAUAACUUUUGAACCUCUAUUAUUGAGUGGCCCGAUACUUUGUCUUGUGACUUCCGAGGUGAUUUCGGAAUACAGUUUCAUUUACAAUCGAUGACAUAAUCUACUACUUUUAAAAUCAUAUCAUAAUUCAUAAUUAUAACUUUUGAAAUCGUGUCCUCCUUAUUUUAACCUCUAUUCUUGAGUGGCCCGAUACUUUGUCUCUUGUGACUUCGGAAUACAGUUUCAUUCACAAUCGAUGACAUAAUCGAGCACUUGUGUUACAAAGCCAAAAUUUCCCUAGGGUAUGUAUACCCAACUCAGCACGACAAAAAUCAAAGCUUUGCCGACAUUGGAUGGAUUCGUGUUCCCAGCGACCGAAAAGCAACAUAAACAGUCAGUAUGUGGGAUGUGCUAAUCCUGACACCACACUUUUGUAAACAGAGUUAAUCCUUGAACAACAUCGACUAUUGCCGACGCGAUUUCGUGAAAAGCAAAAACCAGAGCUGUCUUACCAGGAAAUUUAAUUUCAAAUAAAUUAUACAAAAUUGAUAAGCCAAUUUUAUUGUGAAAAUGAAACAGGAAAAUUCAAUUGAUAUAAUUGGGGAAAUUGAAAUUGAAGUUGAAAGACACAGGAAAGGAACUGAUUGUCCGUGGAAUUAUUAUAAAACUAGAAUCUAGGAUAGAUUUCUAUGCAAGGAUUCGCCCCUUCCUGAAUAUGACGCAAUUUCCUUUUUUAAUUAUUGCGAGUUAGUUACCCUGCUUUUUAGUAGAAAAAUUGAUGAACUUAAUAGCGCUACGAAGUAAAUAUAAAGUUAGUUAAGUUUAGUUUAUUCGGAUCUCCGACUCCGUGCAGGUGUUUUGAAAUGGUGUAUGCUUCUUUCGAAAAUAGAAGAUAAUCUUAUUUGUGUAUAGCGCGACAAAGCCAGUUUAAUAAGUUAAGUUAGUUAAGUUGUCAACAUUGGAAUUCCCAGAGCUGACAUAGAUUAAAGUUUCGGAAUAUAAAUACCGAACCGCAGUGAAGCAAAACUCGUAUGUUUACAAUUCAAACAUACAAUUGUAUUGUCCAAAGUUGUCGUGUUGAUUUAUCGUCGCCCGCCAGUUAAUGAGCAAUAAAAUGAUUAUAAAAAACAACAAUCGGAAACGCGAUACGACCCGAAAAGACUGGGCUGGGUUGUAAUCUGCUGCAGUCAAUGAAAACCACAAUCCAGACUCAGGAAAAGCUAGUGAGAUAAAUUAUCCGGUGGACAAGAGAAGAUUUAUGUUGGCAUGCAAAUGUUCUGGGUGGCGGGGGUUUCUGUAUAUUUAACCGUAUUUAAUGAAACUUAAUCGCAAUAUGAGGAAGCCACAAGGAAUAAAUUAUCAAUUCAAUGAACACAUUAAGAAAAAAGGAAGCUAUUUGAAGCUAUCGAUAUUUUCGUUAUACACUAAAUGUGGGCUAUCUAUAGGUAUAAUGAUUGUUAAUCUCUUGGAAACCACACACAAGAAAUAAACAUUGCUCAUUGUAGAAAAUGGCUGAACAAGUCGGAAAGAAAGUUUUGUUAUUGGUCGUAAUUUAGCCGUAGUGUAUGAAACCGAGUCCAGGAAACCACAAGUUGUUUAUAAAUAAUCCAUUCAAGGAAGAAAUUCAGAAAACAUUCUGAACUACUCAAAAUGAAAGCUGUAUAAUUGUUAUCGAUAGUAUUUUAGCCUUAGUUUAUGAAACCAUGAUAGACCAGGAAGCAUUAUCCUUAAAUUAUAAUGCAGUCCAGGAAGAAGAUGCUAAAACUAGCACUAAGCCGUGAUGAUUUCAAACUAAUCAGAAAAACGUCUGCUUGCAUGUGUGAUAAAUUUGCGUGUUUGGCCAUAUAUAGUUAAGUUGAAGAUUUCUUCAAAAACUUUUUUUCGUCAUUGAAAAGCAAAAAGUUGAUUGGUUAUUAAGUGUUAUGUACGUAAUUACCAUACUUGUAUUUGCGUACCUUCGAUAAUACCAUUGCCGUAAGCUUCGUGUGAAAUGUUCCGCUUAGAUUCGCCUUUUCCAUCCUUUUGUGUUUUCAAUGAUGUUUUGUGUUAUUUUGGCCCGCUAAGGUUACCUAAUUAUUUAUAUAACAGUUUAGUGUCGAACUGUUCAUUUAACACAUGAGUAUAUUUACAAAUUACACCUAGCAAUUAAGUUUGUAUCUCGUGCACAAAAUUGGUUUUAUUGAAUUUUUUUACAUCGUUUGUGCAUUCCAGUGCGUUCGUUAGACACAUUGGCUGGCCUAUUCAUAGCGUAUUGGACUCAGAGAUCUAUUCAAGUUGUAAAAGUAAACUCCAGCAUAAAAUUCUGAUAUUAAUACGUUUCUAAAAGCCACAGAUCUUUUGAGGGUGGAUGAAGAUUUUUUACCUGGAUUAUAUUUUGUUUUUCUUUGAAGUAUUUAAAUUGGGAUUAUACGAUGUAAUUGUGUAUGCACUUGGCGUAUUGUAUGUCCUUGUAUAGUGGCUAUCUUCGUAUAGUGACCUUUUUAAGUUGACCAGAUUGACCUGUUAAAUAUAUAGUUGUUAAAAUGCGCAGAUUAGCUUGUGGGAGGGUGAGAAUUUUUGGGUGGAUUAUGAUUUAUAUCUUUCCUCGAUGAAAAACGGCGUUGCUUGUGUUAUUGUGUUCCUGUGUAUUGUUAAAUGUAGCAAUUUACGUAGAAGCUGAAGGUGGUAUGUACAGGUCCAAGCAUCGACGUCAUAACAUAAUUGACCGGGGUUUUUGUUUUCACGGAUAUUGAGAUAUCGCGGUGUCGUGUGACUAUUCAGCUGUGUCGGAUGAUAAACGGCGAUCGUCUUGUUGGAGGAAACUCUAAAACGACUGCGUUAUACAACGAAAGAAGACGUACGAUUUUCAUGUAUUUGUAAAAUGGUGGGAACGUUUGUUACAAUGGGUUGCGGUACAUUAACCUAGCGAAUGUGAUAGGAAUCUAUAACUUUUCUUACUCAAGUCUGGUUGUGUCAUAUCAAUAUGGAGACUGUGCUAGCUGGCCACCUGAACGAAAGACUUUGGGAUUAUAUUUCGGAUUUUUUAUUCGACGAGGUAUUAUGAAUACAGACUUUAUUAUUUGGGAAUAUGUUUGGCUAUGUGUAGGAUUAAAGCUCGCUUGAAAGACAUCUUCUCUUUGUUGUUGUCCGAAAUUGGCUUAUCUAUUUCCAGAUUCAGAUGCAUGAUUGCCCAAUUUGUUUUAGUUGUGUUACCGUAUAUGUACUAGAUCACUGCUUUUAUUUCCUGUGAGACCUAUAGCACGCAAAACCGUAUUGGAUAGUAAUAUGUACAUUGUUGCUAGUACGAAGUAUGCGUGUCAACGUACAAGAUAUUAACAUUUAAUAUACUCAGAUUAAAGGAUAAUGAUCAUACUUUCAUAUAUAUUUGGGAUUUCGUAAUUGAUAUUAUAGCUAAUGUUUUCGUCACAUUGAACUAUGGAACUGUAGUUUAGACGUUUAGCUAAUAAAGGCCAAAACACUAUAUUGAAAUGUAUGCUGUGAAUCAUAGGUUAGGACUAACAGUUCUGAAACUUAAUCCCACUACGGCCACUGUUUGCAGCCGCCUGUAUCAAUUUCAUAGUUUAACUAUCGAUAGCCUAGGGGUUAAUAUUAGGUAAGAGCAAUUGUUGACCUUCAAUAUAAGGUAUUCUUUCAAUAAUUUGUAACCAUAAACCUUACUUUACGCUGUGGGGAAGGAACUGUCCUUUCAACUGUGGAUAUACUGUAUAUCCUUACAAUAGCCAUUAAGAGAUUCUCGAAUGUUCUUAGUAAAUAAGGUGUUUAAAUUUAAGUAUAGCCUUUGAGCAAAUUAUAUGCUAUAUACAAGCCUUACUUUCUGGCGGUUCCGAUUAGGUUUUCCUAAGGAUUUUAAAGUUCGUACAUUAUGAUGUGAUUCAAGCAAGUACUGUAGCAUCAAGCUCCCCGGGUGGGGGCUGGCUAGAAUUGCCCGAACGGCAGGAGAGUGGGAAACUCGUGUUUCGAAGACGGGUUGUGGUGUUUUUUCUUUUGAAAUUCACUGUUGCGUAUCUGUCAAUAUCAUGUCGCUUUUGUCUUGUGCUAAGCAGGGUUUCAACGCGCGAGAAAACUUUGGAAAAGAGAGGUGGAAACUAGGUGUAGUCUUCAUUCUUCGAAAUCAUUCUUCUCUGGCAAUUUUCGAAGAACACCCAUUCUAAGACAGUUAUAACUUAAGUGAAAUUAUCUUUGAACUCUUGUUAUAUUGUACUCCAUAUUGCUUCUAAGAAGAGCUUUUAUUUAUAAACACAGGUCAUCUACUUAAAAUAGCGAUUUAAGCUUGUUGUAACUCGGGAAGAACACUUCCCCAAGUUAAAGAGAAAAGUUAAAAUUUAAGGCGAAUGUUUGUAAACGAGACUUUUGUUAUAUUUUACUCCAUAAUGCUUCUAAGAAGAGGUAUUCCAUUGUUUAUAAACAGCUCAUACGCUUUAAAUAACCAAAGUCUAAAGAUUCAAUUUAUUCUCUUUCGCUUUAUUUAACACUUGCUAUUCUAGGUGAAUCUAUUUGCUGUUGGGAUUAGUUUUGUUUAAUUUAAUGUUGUCACGAGCGCUUAUAAAUAGGACACUAUACAGGGUGUCUCAAAAAAAACCAAAAUCAUUGAAAUAACGUAUUGUUCGAAUUUCAAUGCCGUAACACAAAGGAUUUUGACAGGGUGAUUAAUUUGUUUUUAAAAAUUAAAAUAUCUUUGUAAAGUGAACGUUUGUUUGCUCAUGGGAAUUUAAAAAUGCUUCGUAAAUUGUAAUAUGCGUAAUAUGCAUUCGUGGGUUUAGUACUUUAUAAUUAUAGCAGUUAUGUCAAUCUUUUAUGCACUCGUGGGAUUAACUUAGUGCUAGGGCAUUGAAUAUCGAACAAUACGUCAAUUUCAAUGAUUUUGGGUGUUUUUGAGACACCCUGUAUAUCGGCAGUUCUUCCAUUUUGAAUCUAGAAGUCUUAUAGGAUUCUUUGUGACUUCGAGUGCGAGUAUUGUGCUUCAUUGUGUAGAUGCAUCGUGCUUCAUUGUCUUGAAAGACGACGUGAAAGAAGGCUUGAAAGAAAUGCUUAUACUUUAUGUAUCAUGCAUCGGUCUUUGGACUUUGCUUUGCCUUUGACAUAAGCCGAAACGGCAAACAAGUUUCUAAUUAUUGAACCUCUUAUAAUCCUGUUAUUUUUCUUUUGAAAGUGUACCAUUGUACAAGUUACGUUUCAGCCUAAGGGUUCGUGAAGUAGCCUCAUGUUUUGGCGUCCGUUUUCCGUGAACUAUGCAACUAACAUCACAUUAAAAAUGUGAGCAUGUUUCCUAUGACAAGUUUUCACAUGAAAAGUUUUAUUUAUAGGCAACUUUGCCAAGUUUUUCUGUGACCUGUUCAAAACCUAGCAUGUACUGGCUUGUGAACAAAUGCACAUGUCAUAGAAUACAAAUUUUGCUUGUUUGUGCUUGCAUAUGGGUAGCACACGUCAUAUAGUCUAUUAUAUGGGUCGACAAAGAAGAUUUGAUAAAAUAAUUUGAGCACUUGUCACUGCGGCUGUCCAGCGAUAAAUUAUUGUAGUAGUUUUAUCGUGGCCGGACAGCUAGAAAACGAAAAAGUUGACAACUAUUGCCGUAUGAAAACUAGUCGUAGAAAACUUUAAUUAAAUUUUAACCAGAAUGAGAUUAAAUUUUAACCAGGCACAGUCCCAAUCAACGCAUAGCGCAUAUUCUGGUAAAAUCAACCAAGAUUCGUUCUUAGACCUGAAGAAUAUCAUGAAAUACCAGACAAUUAAAAACGAUGUCUGUGAUGGAGCUUUCGAUGAGAAAUAUUAUAUCACAAGAUCAUGUUAUGUCUAGCGGACUGAAUUAAACUCCAGACAAAUCAUUUAAUUUAAACAAUGCCUGCUGGCUUAAACCAACUAUACCUCGAAUGUAAGCACAGGCGGCCCAGACUUGUAUCAGUAUGUAGUAAAUAUAUAAUUAUAGAAUAUACUACACAGUAAAAUUUGUAAUGAAUUCUAUAUUUUAAAAUUAUAUUUACUUGCCUAAUUUGAUUGUACGUGAUCGUCAGGUUACACCUAUCACCUAUGCCUGCGACUAUCAUCAUAGACAUAGCUGAUAUUCCUAUCGAGUGUAAAGUCGCCCAGAAAUAAAAGACGAUCACAUACAAUCAAAUCAGGCAAGUAAAUAUAAUUUUAAAAUAUAAAAUUCAUUACAAAUUUUACUGUGUAGUAUAUUCUAUAAUCAUAUAUUUACUAUAUACUGAUAAACGUCUGGGCUGCCUGCAGUGAGGUAAGCAUCGAAUGGCAUUCAAAACGUUGGUUGAAAAAUGUAGCUGCCUCAAAAAUGUAGCUGCCUCAAAAAUGUAUAAAAUAUUUUUGAUGUAUUGUGGAUACAACCACUUCCAAAACAGUAAAAUAAAUCGUACGUGCUUGUAUUUUGGACACUUGCCAAAAGUUUGACUGUAAUAGCUAGUGAACAGGGACGCCGGAACGAUGUGAAGGCAAAGGGGGCAGAUUUUCGUGAAAGGGCACUUUUGAAUUGAUAUAUACUAAGAGAUGUUUGCAAAACAUCGGGGGUUGAACUUCGCCUAAUCAUGUUUUCUAUUUAUUGGACGAUAGGGGUGUGUGGGGAUUCUCCGCCAGGCGAUUGUGCUAUUCUUGAAGCUCGAUGACUGCAUUUCUUGCGUUUUCUGAAGCAAAUUCGUAAAAGAAUUGCACUAACAUUUCUGACAAUUCGCUAUUUUGCCAAGGCAAUCAUUUAAAUCGAAAGAGCACCUCGGGGGCGGCUGCCUCUUCUGUCCCCCCAGUUCCGGCGUCCCUGCUAGUGAACCACGUCUGAUCUUGGGUGUCGCUGUCGAGGUCAUUAUAAAGGCUGGUGUUUACAUUGUCACGUUUCUGUGAUCACAGUAGGAAUUUUGCAUAGGUAAAUCUUAAGUUUUGAAAAAUUUGUAAGAAAUGUUUGAAGGAACUGAUCAGUGUUAAACACCAAGUGAGUUUCCUCAAACGUUUCUUAUAAAUCCGUCAAAACUUAAUAAAAAUUCACCUAUGCAAAAUUCAUACUGUGAUCACAGAAACUUGAAUGAAUAUAUUCUAGAUAAGUAUUAGAUUUUUUGUUUAAUGUAAAUAGCAUUAUAUGUAUAAUUAUGUAUUUGUAAUCAGUGAACCUAAAAUUUUGCGUUAUUCAGCCGAGGAAUUUUUCUGAGGCUGUACGUUUUAAAGUUUAUUUAAACUAUCAGACACCAUCGACAAAACAACCAACUGUCGAUAAAAAUCAUUGCAUGUUGAGAUAAGAUGUAAAUUUAGGAAGAACAGUGUCCUAUACACCUUUGGCAAACUACUGUCUUAAGAAAGAAACUACUUUUAAAUAGCGAGUGGGCGCUAGAAUGGUGGGCGUGGACGUUUCUGAAUAAACAAAGUUAAAAUUAAACAUGAGAAAUAUUUCCGGAAUAACUCCAGCACUAUCACACUUCCCAUCGCAACGUUGUAUUUUUAAAGUAACAGCGAGGAUCGCUAAGAUUAAGCUAAACUAAACUAACUUUACUUAUAUUCGUUAGCUGUAUCAUUUCUAAACUGUUUUCUAUAGAGGUCCGGUAAGGGUCAUAAAACUUAAUUUUAUAAACUAAACUAACUUUAUUUGAACUGGAUAGCUUUAAGAUAAUCUUUCAAAAUGUCAUCUUAUGCAUAUUGGUCUAGUUGGGCAUCACGUGUGUUUCAAAAGAGCCAAAAAUUUUUGUACUGUUUGGCUGUACCAUUUCUAUUCCAUUGAGAUCCAGCUAAGGUUAUAUACCUUAACUAAACUAACUUGAUUUGAACUGGAUAGCUCUAUCAUUAUUAAGCUAAUUUCUCAAAAUGUCAUCCUAUGCAUAUAUUGGUCUAGUUGGAAAUGACGUGCGUUUUAAAAGAGUCAAACUGUAACCGCUAGUACUUUUGCCACAUGUGACUGAGUUGAAAUUAUAGUAAUAAUAGUAUUCGAGCAAAUGCAUACAUACGUCAGUUUUAGAUGUGAAUACCGAUAUCUCAAACAUUUGCGUCCAGUGUAGGUGGUAUUCCAGGGCUGCAAGUUACUGUCGGACAUCGGACAAUGUCGACUAAAUUUGGCAAAUGUCCGAGCAAAAGUAAUUUUGUCCGAUGACAUUGGUCCGAUCACAAAAAAAAUUGUCACAUUACACAUUUUUUUGCUGUGACAAAAUCCGAUUGCAAAUUCACUCAAUUUGCAUUUUGCAAUAAAAUUUACGAGGCAUUCUAGCAUUUUACUUAACGUUGCGCCGGAAUGGCUAUACAUACUUGUCUCGUGACUUAUAUAUAUCUUAUGACGUAUAUAUGUCCGAUCAAAUGUAGUAAUGUUGGUUUUUGACGGACCAAAUUCAAGUUAUGUCCGACCGAAAUUAAAAGUGAUCGGACAAAUGUCCUGUCAAGUCAAGUUUGUUGAAACUGAAAAAAAGAUGAAGAAAUCUUUCAUCGUUUUCUAAUUUAAUUCAUUUUUAUCUGCCAUCCCUACAGGUCAGCAGUCUCCUACAAAAAGUUUUGAAAGAUUACAAGAUUGGCGAUGACCCUUGUUCGCAGUACGCUGAACUCGAGUUGCGCGAUCGAUGUAGUGUGAUUGCAUCAUUACUUGAGAACCACGCGCGGGAACGCGAGGACAUCGCGAAGGGCCACGAAGCGGUGUACGGGUUUGCGGACGCCUUUCUCAAGAACGUCUCGCCGACCGCUGAGAAUGGCGGGACAGUCACCGCGGGCACGCCUAACGAUGCUAAUAAGGAGAAGAUGGAACAACAAGUUAAGGAGAUUUCAGAGUUGAUCAGAGGACAGAAGAAAUUUGCUCUGGAUCUGUGGGGUGUAAAGAAUACUGUGCUGGGACAAUGUAAAGAAUUUCUCGACUUUGAGACUAAUGCAAAACAGGUAUUAUACAAACCAGUUUCUAUACGAAAGUAAAUUAACUUUAUUUAUUCAUACUGAACAGCUCUGUCAGUUCUUAAAUGCUUUUCCUACACACGUAAAAACUCACAAGUUGUCACAGAUCUGCAAGUUGUAACAAGGUUGUAGUAGCGCCGAUAUCAGGAUGUGUUCGCACUGCUUGUUCCCAGUUGCUGUGACAAGUCUGGAACAAUUUGUUAUCACCGUUUUACAAGGUUGAGGACGGUAACAGACUUGCUACAAGUUGUUCCAACAAGAUUAAUACAGCCUGUAUCGUAACACGUCACUACGAACUUGUUGUCGUCAACUUGUUAAAGCCGGUUACAGACGAGCAAGUUUUCUAUGACAAGUUUUUAUGUGACAAGUUUUAUUUGCCAAGUGCACGUGUGUGUAUGCAACAAAUUUUAUAUGACAAGUUUUCAUAUGACAAGUUUUAUUUACUGGUGUGAACGUGUCAGAAAAGCGUAUUUAUCGCCGCCAUGACAGAAAAAUUAUAAUAGUCCACUGGCUAAUCACAUCAAAAUAGAUCAAAUGCUCACUUUGGCAAGUUUACUUUGUUGACCCAUACAGACGAACAAAAUUUGUACUUUCACAAUUUUUUCUAUCACAAGUACACUUAUUCAAAAGCUAGCAUGCUAGCUUUUGAACAAGUGCACUUGGCAUAGAAAAAAUUGUCAAAGUUGCGCGUACAGACGAACAAAUAAAACUUGUCACAUAAAAACUUGUCAUAGAAAACUUGCAGCCGGUUUAACAACUUGUAGCCGGUUUAACAACUUGUUACGGGCAGACGAUAUCGGACUUACUGGAACAACUUGUUGCGUCGCCUCGUUAAUCUUGUUAGAAGAUGAUGAAACGGACAACUGGGAACGAGCUGUGACACCAACAUUCCCCUCUCUUAAAGUUAAUUCCGCUUAUUUCAUCACUAAUAAUAUACAUGAACACAUUUCUCAAUUCUGGUUGGCUAAGAGCAGCGCAAUUUUUUCGAAAAUACAGUGCAAAAAAAGGAAAUACAGUGCAAAUUUCUUACAGUCAUGCCAAUAGAAGCGUUCCGAAAAAUGUUGACCAAUUUAUUUCCUAACUUUAAAGAACACCUCUGAACAAUUCCUCAACAAUUUGAUAAGUUCCUAACUUCCUGUUUCAUUGACCAAUCAAAUUUUAUAUUUUAUUUUUGAGCAAUCUGAUUGGUCAAUGAAACAAGAAGUUAGGAACUUUUUAAGGAACUUAUCAAAUUAUUGAGGAAUUGUUCAGAGGUGUUCCUUCAAGUUAGGAAAUGAAUUGGUCAACAUUUUUCGGAACGCUGCUAUUGGCACGACAGUAAUUUUCUUAAUUUUUUAUUUUUCAAAUUUCUUAAUUUUCUUAAUUUCUAAAGGUGACAUACGCACGUAACUGCAUAAUAUUAAUAAGUAAUAGUAUGUAUAACAUCAUAUUCACCUGAGUACACAACACCAACACAAAAAAUCAUGAUUAUUAGAUUACAUUGAUGUCGAAGGAGCUAGACUCAGUUCCGAAAUAUCACAUACUCGAACUGACCUGACCGCGUAGCUCAGUUGGCAGAGCAAAUGGGCUAGUAUUCCAAAGGUCGUAGGUUCGAUUUCCACCGUGGCCAGGCAUAUUUUUCAAGCUUGCCCGGUGUGGGUACACACUCAGAGUAACAUCACAAACAUCAUAUUCACCUGAGUACACAACACCAACACAAAAAAUCAGUAAUAGUAUGGUUUCUCAUGCAAUUUGAAAAAAAACCUACACUCGUGAGUUUUUCAAAGACUUCAAAUUCAAUUUUGAUCGUCUUUGGAAAACUCACUCAUGCAUGUGUUUUCCAAAUUGCACUAGAAACCAUACUAUUAUUGCCUAUACAAAUAAGUCGAAAUAAAGCAAAACAAAAAGGGCGGGAAAAUUCUUGACUCAGUAGUCCACAAUGUUGUGCAAUGAAUGCUCAUUGUUCUGUGCAACUUCCGGUUGUGGUAGCGAGGUCAAGAUUGUCAUGUUUGUUUUUUAAGGCAUUGGAAUGGAUUCACGACCAGGGAGAAUUUUAUUUAUCAUCGAAUGCGACGAUACCGGAGAGUGAGGACGAGGCGAAACAACGCUACGAAGAACAUCUGAAAUUUACCGAAAUGUCAGAGGUACAUGAGGUGACUACCGUGACUUUCUACUUUGUCUUUCUACGGUUACUUGUGUCUGUGCCAUUGAACUAUAAAUAAACUGGAAGGCUAACUCAGGGG
Molecule: messenger RNA, 17291 nt
Organism: Paramuricea clavata
Lineage: Eukaryota; Metazoa; Cnidaria; Anthozoa; Malacalcyonacea; Plexauridae
Source: the annotation of a GenBank genome assembly